Molecule: messenger RNA, 1313 nt
Organism: Syngnathus typhle (broad-nosed pipefish)
Lineage: Eukaryota; Metazoa; Chordata; Actinopteri; Syngnathiformes; Syngnathidae
Product: DNA damage-inducible transcript 4 protein-like
Exons: 2
Coding region: 158-823 (221 amino acids)
Biological process (GO): apoptotic process; negative regulation of TOR signaling; response to hypoxia
Cellular component (GO): cytoplasm
Molecular function (GO): 14-3-3 protein binding
Source: RefSeq, a predicted model, not a curated record
UGGAGAAAUCAGGUAGGCGGAGCUUCGUCGCUUGCCUGUUUAAAGCUUUGUUCCACUGUUAUUUCUAUUUGCCAGCUGAGUUCGAUUGACGUUCGCUUCUGUACGAGGCACGUUUUUGGCACUUUUCAUUUUAACUCCCCUGUUUUGCUUGUUGACAAUGUCUUGCGCUUAUUCCCUGGACGGGAGCUUACCACCUUCCCCGGCUGAGGACCGUGGCGACUCCAAGCGAUUGUCCUGGGGCAGACUUCUGCAGAGGCUCGGCAAUCUCAAGGAGCUCAAUCACAGGCAGUGCAACAAUAGUGACACCGGGUCCGUAGUGGAUAUGUCCAUGUCUAAUUCCGAGAGCAGCUUGUUCUGGGACCCCUCUGAGGAGACCCUGGCCAUAGAGCUGGUGGCCACCAUCAAAGAAUCCCUCUACGGGGCCGCGCACUUCCUGGGUUGCUCCCGUCUCCUCAUACCUGACUCACUGCUGGACCACGUGGGUCGGGAACUCGUCCAUCUGGCGGCCAGCGAGCCUUGCGGCCUGCGGGGGGCGCUGAUUGAACUGUGCGUGGACAGAGGAGCGCCCUGGUCCCCGUGUAGCGUGGAUAAAAUUGCCGUGGACACUGCACUGGUGCCCACCUUCCAUGUGACUCUGCUCCUGAAAGCUGAGUUGGGUGGACUGUGGCCUAAGGUCCAGAGGUUCUUUAAAAGCAGCCGGUCCCAACGGAUGUGCGAGACCCCUGCAAGCCACCGACAAUCUCUCAGACUGACCUCUAGCUUCAGGGCCAUGAAGAGGAAGUUGUACUGUUCAGGGGAGCUGCUCAUUGAAGAGUGCUCCUGACCAAAGCGCUCCAUGUCUAAAAAGCCUCAAAUGAAAAAUGGGAAAAUGAAAAAAAAGGGAGUUUGACACCCCUGCACUAAGGGCUCUGUUUUUGUAAAUGGUGCAAGAGUGCCCUGGCACAAAUGAUUGCAGAUCCUGCGCGAGGCUCAAUGAAAGGAGCCACUUUAUAAUUGGUUAUGAUUAAGUCAGCUGUGACCACUCCCACUGCGACGCAGACUUUUCUCUUGCAGAGCUGAUGCGCAAAAUCGCAGGAAUUUAGGCAGGUCACAAAAAUAGAGCCCUAAAUGCACAAUCCUCGAAACAACUUGCACUUGGCAAGAACCAGUCUCCGGCAGCUGCUCACCUGGUUGCAGGUGAAGUUUUUUUAUAUUUUGUAUUUUUUUUUAAUGAAAAUAUUUUAAAGUGGCUUGAGAAGAUAACUUUGGUAUCGGAUGAUCAAGUAUUAUCGUGUGUUUGUACUGAACAAAAAUAAAUAAUUUUCUGACCUGUG